Peronospora matthiolae is the source of this 486-nucleotide messenger RNA. The record is from the annotation of a GenBank genome assembly. Lineage: Eukaryota; Oomycota; Peronosporomycetes; Peronosporales; Peronosporaceae.
AUGGACCGCGACCUGGCGACAAGAGUGUAUGUACUCCUGUUUAUGGCUUACCGCAGCCGUUCAACAGAUAAAGAUACUCAGAUCUGGCUUGACGAUUGGAAGGGGCGGACGUCACGGCGCUUAGCGGGUUCCAUGCUGUCUCCUCUAAUUGACAAAAGUGAUGACUGGCGCCGUUUACGUGACAGGGGCUAUGCCAGCGAUGAAUUAUUACGCCGUUGCAAUGUGCAUCACAAGACGCAGUUAGCGCGUCACAUUUUAUGUGUGCUGAUCUAUCACGACGAAAUUAUAGCACUAACGGGCAGCGACGAGGAGCCUGAUAACGGCGUUACGACGCGGUUGCGACGGCAUUUUGCCGGGCUGAAGAGUAAUAAACCGUAUCGGGAGGCAUACGCAGCCAUGGUCGCCUCUGCGGACUGGUCGAUAUUAGAGACGUUUUAUGAGCAAGCGCUCGCCCAGAUGAGUCCUCAGCGGACUCUUCACUACUAA